UAAAAACUACUUGCUUAGCUAUAUCCGGGAAGGGACGGACCACAUCACCGCGCGUCGUCGACUCCUCACCACUGCUACUCAUUUUCGAUGCAGUCGACCUGCGUACGCGUUCUCGGUCGCUUCGCGCGCACGCGCGUCCUAUCUCAUGCACUCUACGAAUUUUUAUAGUUGAUAACUAAAUUUUAUAUCACAAAAUUGUAAGCGUUAAAUAAACUGUAACUAAAAGUGUAUUUCGUGCACGCGGAGGAUGGAUGAUACGCAGAGGUGAUACUAGUGGUGCAAGUUGAGAUAAUUCAGUUAACAUGAGCGGGAGGGAAGACGGAAAUGCAGUUCCGUCUUUAAGUGCCGGGAGCGUUAGCGGUAGCGGAGUGACGGGCGUGACAGGCGUGACGCGGCGAGGCCGUUGCAAAUGGUUCAAUGUUUCUAAGGGCUGGGGGUUCAUCACCCCUGAUGAUGGCGGUCAGGAUGUCUUCGUUCAUCAGAGUGUCAUCCAGAUGCCUGGCUUUAGAUCGUUGGGAGACGAAGAACUUGUUGAGUUUGAAUGCAAGGAGUCAGAUAAGGGACUGGAAGCAACGCGUGUCUCUGGGCCAUCCGCUGUCGACUGCCAAGGUUCACAUCGGCGUCCGCUGUCGAAAAAACGAUUCAGAAAGAUACGUUGCUACAACUGUGGUGAAUUCGCAAAUCACAUAGCCGCCAAGUGCAGCAUGGGCCCACAACCAAAGAGAUGCCAUAAUUGCAAGAGCGAGGAUCACCUCAUUGCUGACUGUCCUGUAAAGGUGGAGAAAAGGAAGGAUGACUCGCAAUCGAAGAAUUCAAGCAGCUCCCAGGAAAGCCCGCAGGGUAGCCCUCAGCAGCCGUAACAUUACAAUAUAAUUCGUCGUUCAUGUUUGAUUUAAAUUUUUAAAUUUUAUUCAAUUUCUUACUUUCUGGUGGCAUUUAAUAUUUUAUAAAUAAUUUAGGACGAACAGCGGAACAGAUGACGAAAAUCGACGUGAAUAGCGUUCGUAUACUUAAUUUUAAUAACUAUCUACCUCAUUUUUUAACAAAGAUUCAAUAUACAUAUAAAAGUAGAAGACUGAUCAGUACAAAUCUAUUUUACUCUAAGAUUUUAUGAUUUAAGUUUGCAAAAUGUAACGUAGUACAAAUUUUAUGUGUUCGAGUGUUCGAUACCUUCAAUAUUACAUAAUAUUGUAUACCCAAAGUUGUGUGUGUUUGUAUAAUUAUUAUUAAUUUUGUUACUAUAUUCUAUUACAAUCGAUUUUAAGUAAUAAUUUAGUUUAAAGCUAUUUUUAAUUCGACCUAUAGAUGGUUAUGGUAAAAAUGCAAAAAAUCAUUUCGAUUUAUAUGU
This is a messenger RNA of Vanessa tameamea, 1348 nucleotides long. It is a transcript of the gene lin-28, whose product is annotated as protein lin-28 homolog. The transcript is spliced from 5 exons. Lineage: Eukaryota; Metazoa; Arthropoda; Insecta; Lepidoptera; Nymphalidae. The record is from RefSeq and is a predicted model, not a curated record. Gene Ontology annotation, molecular function: mRNA binding; zinc ion binding. Gene Ontology annotation, biological process: pre-miRNA processing. Bases 303 to 860 code for a protein of 185 amino acids. Gene Ontology annotation, cellular component: cytoplasm; nucleus.